CUUGCUUGCUUGGGUGUCCGAAGGUUGCUGCCAUCACACCCGCCACGCGUGCACUCGUCCAUCGUCAAGGGGGUGCAAGCAGCAAACCACUUUUCACGCCAUUCUUGCCAACCACCACCCUCCUUCACAUCAACACACCCUUUGUCGUGAAUGCUGGUCCACGAUACGGCGUCUCUUCUCAUGACAGUGCAGGUGCUGUUUUAUUCUGUGUGAAAGCCUCCAACACCACACCACAGAAGAGGCAGCAUGCCUCGCACCAGGGCAAGCACAUCCUCAACAGGAGGAAGCUCUGUAUUCUCCCAUCGCCAAGCAUCACGACUAUUCAUAGACGCCGAAGGGGAACUCCACAUCGAUGCCCUUCGCUACUUGGAGCAGGAGCUUGCUGUAGAUUUGGACGCCUCUGUUGCCACCUUCAAACAAUGCACAGCGCCAUUAUCAUCACAGUUGGAGCCCAGCGCACCAGAUGGAAAUGCGAGCGCAAACAGCCCCCUCACGCUCAGAGAAGCGAUAUCUCAGCUACGCAGGGGCAUACCUCUCAAUGUGGGCACCACGCUCUUUCCAAAGCGAUACAUGACUGUCAAGCUUGCGCCGGCGUGCGACCACCUGGUGUUUCUGGAGCAGGACGGGACAAACAGUUUCCGGUUGGACUUUGAAAGCAUCUGCGAUGUGCGGUGGGGACGGAUGCCGCUUGACGCGACACCACGCGCACGCAACGCUGUCUGCGAAGUCACAAACACCUGCAUCACCAUAGUUGUGUGGCACGACUGGAUGCGGUGGUCCUUUGUUGCACUCGCAACAACGGAGGAGAGCCAGCUGCGGGUGUGUCACGGCGUCAUUCAUCAGCUCUGCCGCAGUCUGAUGAAACAGCAGCGCUCCCUUGCAUACAGGCUCCGUUGCCUGCAUGCACAGAUGCGCCUCACGCAGCCUUCACUGACGCCAGCCGAGGUGCUGCCGCGCCUGCUGACUGGCGAUCUUCACAGCCGCCAAACGCCUUGGCUUCGCGCCUCCCCAAAGCGACCAUCGCUCCCGUCCAUUUUUGAUCGGUUCCACAGCUCCACGCACUGUGCAGACCCAACACUCAAGCACCUCAGUCCAGAUGCAACCCUCAACACGGCUGCAGGGCUGCGGCACACAUAUGCAGUCGCUGUUGCGUCUGAAUUCGACUUUUUGGAGUCGUUCUUCCUAUCUUUCACUGGCGGCGCCCAAACCAUGUGCUGGAGUGUCCUGCUCCACUUUCUGCAGGAGCAUCAAGGCGAACGGAGCGCCGACAAGAGCAAAUGCAAUCGCAUCAUCGAGGAAUUUGAACCAACAAACGCAAACAGAGACAAGCGGUGCCUCUCGCUCGCUGGGUUCGUUGCGUAUCUGCUGAGCGACGAGCACGGGAGCGCCCUUGAUCCAGCUCACCGCCACGUGUGCCAGGAUAUGACGCAGCCGCUCUCGCACUACUUUGCCUCCUCCUCCCACAACACAUACGCGUUUGAACGCCAGUUCAUCUUUGAUCGCCGCAAGCUCGAUUACUCGUCCGUGGAGAUGUAUGUGCAGUGCCUGCUGCGCGCCUGCCGGUCCGUCGAAUUGGACUGCUGGGAUGGCGAUGAUGGCGAACCAGAAAUCACGCACGCAGUCAGCACGCGUCUUGGUGUGACCACGUUUCUUACGCGCAUCAAGUUCACGUCUGUGGUGCGGGCCAUCAACGAGUAUGCAUUCGUCAGCUCGGGUUAUCCGCUCACCCUCUCCCUCGAAGACCACUGCAGCAUCAAGCAGCAAGAGAAGAUGGCACGGUACUUUGUGGAAGUGUUUGGCGACAAGUUGUUGACGCAGAUGCUGCCUGGACACGACAAAGAUGAACUGCCGUCACCACAGGCCCUCAGAGGCAAAAUCCUCAUCAAGCACAAGAAACUCGGCGUGAGCACACGUCACAAGGACGUCCUUCUCAGAGCACGCGGCAUCAUGCGUCUUGGAUAUGAUCCGCAGCAAGACGACGAGAACGUGAAGGAGCUUCGUGAGAUUGCGUCCGCGCAACAUCACACGGAUGAAAUGCUUGAAAUUGUCGCGCAGAUGGAAGCGAUGGCGGAGAGUGGCGAGGUUGUUCUGCCCGUGUCGGAUAUGGACGGAGCCCCAACAGGCCCUGAUGGUGGUGACGGUGGCGGUGCUGACGGUGAAGGUGAUGAUGGGCGAGGGCAAAGGGCAACGAAAAUGCAGAGCAUGCUCAAGCGCGCAAGGAACCUGUUCAACUUUGGCCGAUUGAAGCAGUCAUCACACAGCAAGCAUGACGACGGCACCGCUGAUGGCAACAACGACCACACCAUGACUCACGGCGCCAUGAUGCCAACACAGGUGCUCAGCAACACAAGAAGCGACGACAUCACGAGUGACAGCACGAACGCGAACACCACCACCGCCACCUCGUCGCCAACCCGCCAGCAACGCAACCGCGCCACGAGUGUGAGCUCGAAGAAGAACAAAAACGGGUAUGUGCCGGCUGACGCCUUUGUGCGCAUGCUUCACGCCGCGCAGCAAGCCGCCAAGACGGGAGGGCAGAGUCCAUCGCGGCCAUCGACAGCUGUUGGUGUAGCGCGCACGGACGCAGCAGCGGUGGAGCAGAGUGAUGCAACGACAGCAGCGGCAGAAGCAACAGAACAACAGCCCCAGCGACAAGAGUCACACCGCCGUCGCAGCUCGUCCAUGCGUGAACCGCGGGAGGACCAACGCCACCUCAUUCGCAGCGACGCGUUUGAUGGUCCAGAUGUGUCACAGCAGGGGCGUCGUCGUCGCAGCUCCAGCGUCCCGCUCCCAGGGCCGCGCAACCUCCCACCAAACGUGUUCUCGAGUGAAGACUCCACGGAAGAUGCGUCCAGUCGGAACGAAACGCGGAAUGGUGACGGCAGCGCUUCGCUUCGUCACGAUAACGGACACGUGCAGCCUGUUCGUGCCAACAACACGCGGCAUGAGCCGUUGUCAGCGCUGCCCUCGCCCGCUGGCACGAGGAAGCGCCACUAUGUCAUUCACAUCUCAGCAGACACGGUUGAUGAGAGCUUGCCUGCAAGCAAGGCUGUUGCGGUUGCACAGAUGGAAGGCCGAGCGCAAUGCAGCGAUCCACCACAGCACAAUGCUGGUCCGGCUGGUCGGUUCGCUCCCAUUCGUGGUGAUGACAAUGGCGAUGAUGGUGACGACGACGAUGACAAUGAUGCGGAUGAUGGGAACGCCAACGCUGAUGGUGGUCGUGCCAGUGGUGGUGGUGGAGGCAGGCGUUGGAGCAUUGGCACCGGCAGACAUCGCCGCUCGAGCCUGUCGCCAUCGCACGGGCUGCUGACCGUUGACAUACCCCCUCGGCCCGUGAGCGCAUGCUCCUCGCGACGCCCACGAUCAAGGGGGCGCCAUCAGAGCGCAUCUCACGCCACGCAGAACAUCGUGCGCCGUUUCCGCAAAUUGAGCUCGCACUACAACGUCUUCCACGGCCGCGGCGGCCGCCAGCACGACCACGAUGACGACGACGAUGAUGACUACACCGAGGGCAGAACGCACAGGCGCCGCUCCUCCUCCUGCCCGACGAAAUCGAAAGCGAAGAGCAAGGCGGCAUCGGCUGCAGACGAGAGAGGCUGCGACUACACGCGCAUUUACCAGCACUACACGACCCGGCGUGGCGCAAGGCAGCAGAACGUCGACGAUCGCGACGUUUCUGUCGGUGAAAACUACCUGGCAACUCUGGACAAUUUUGAGUUUGAUUUGCUCUUGAUGCGCUACCAGACGGUGGAGGAGAUGGCGGCAUAUGGGCAUCGCCAGCCGCUCGUUGCCGAGUCGAUGUCUGAUCUCGUCAUCUACACGCGCGCGGUGAAGUUUACGCGCUUUGCGUCCAAGCAUCCACGUGCGCCAGGCAACGGCACGUGCAACGCAGAGGGGGAGCCACACCUCCCCGUCUUUGCAUAUGAGAUGUCCAGCUUCAGCGAGGAGGCAGACAAGAUGCCCGUGCGAAAGAUGCUUGUGUCGUUCCAGGAGCACAAUAUGUACAAGCUGACACGCAUUUACCCCAACGGAAAGCGCUUUGACUCUUCAAACUUCAAUCCGAUUAUGUUUUGGGGCGCUGGGUGCCAACUCGUGUCACUGAACUGGCAGACGCCUGACACGAACAUGCUGCUGUACAACGCAUUUUUCCAGCACCUGAACGGCGGCUGUGGAUAUGUCCUCAAGCCAAAGUUCAUGCGCGACCCAGAACUGUGCCAUGAUCGACUGGAGGCAGUUGCACGUGGCGACAUGCACGCGUUUUCCAUCUCUGUCCUCUCGUGUGUGAACUUGCCUGGCGAAGGCCUGUUCACGGUGGAGGUGGAGGUGCACACCCUCAACAGCAGCAGCCCAAAGAUCUUCCAGACAAAGGAGGUGGUAGCUUCGUCUUCUCUCAACAAGCUCGCCCCUCAGUGGUGCCAGAACAUUCGAUUCAAGGUGACGUUUCCAGAGAUGACGAUGCUGCGGUUUCGCCUCGUGCGCAGAAAAGCAACAAAGGCACAGCUGCAGCGGCCAAAGUCGCAUCUCCACGCCAUGCAGCAAGCACUCGCAGGCACGGGCAGCAAGCUGGCGACGGCAACGCUCUUUGAGCAUGGCCACAAGAGCAAGGAUACAAGCAAUCAUGCAGCAACAGCAGCAGCAGCGGCGGCGGCGGCGACAUCGUCCUCAGCAACAGCAACGCCAUCGCCAGCGGAUGAUGACAGCAAGGAUGGUGGAUUGCCUGGAAAGAAAUGGACGUUUGCAAGCGCCGCAUUUGGUCGCAAGUCCGCACCAUCGUCAUCGCCAUCAUCGCCCACACAGCAUGCAGCACCAACAACACCAACAGCUGGUGGCUCGGAGCAAACAAUGUCACCUUCUCCACAACAACAGCAGCAACAGCAACACCAGUCAUCCACUGCUGCGACAUCAAGACCCGAGACGAGAGGAGAAUCAGCAACAGAAGGCGAUGAUGCGACGGAUGCGAAGAAGAACAAGAAGAAGAAUAAGCGAAAGGGGCGACAGCGUGCAGACUCCAAUGGGGAAAGCGGACCCAAAGUCCUGGAGGCGUGGCUGCCACUGACUGCGCUGCGCUCGGGGUUGCGUCAUGUCACGCUUGUGCCGGAAGGCGUGGAGGCCCUCAACGUCAUCACCAGCACAGGCCCCUUGCAAGGCUUUGCCAAGCGCAGUGCCAAGGCGCAACCGCUGUACCCAAACGUGAGCAAGCAGGUGUUCUCCGCAGAAGGAAAACGCUCGCUCUUGGCCGGUGUGCUGGUGGGUGGCAGCACGACAGCCAACCUGCCCGGGUCCCGCGUGCCGACGGUCAACGCCCUCCCGUGCACGCUGCUCUUGAACAUCUUCAGCAGCACGAUCAAGGGGGACAGCACCCAAGCCGUUAGCUUAGACGGUGAUGUGAUGGGCGCAUCCCGCAGUCGUGUCAACAGCAACGCCACCAAGCGCAGCAGAGCAGACAGCAGUGCCACCCGAAGCAGAACAAACAGCAACACGACCAAGCGGGCUGGCAAAGUCGCCCCACCCACUGCUGUUGUCGAGGCCGUGAAUGGCGCUGCUGAUGCAACACCAGCAACAAUGACGAUGGCGAGCAACAGCAGCGGUAGCGUUGAGGAUGGUGUCGGUGCUGCUGACUCAGCAUUGGUGCCAGUGCUUGAGUCAAAACCCGUUCGCGACGAAGAUGAAGCGGUGCAACUUGAUUCAAGCAACGACAGCCCAGGCACCGUGAUGGGCACAGGCACAGGCACCCGUGGCACCAGCCAAAGCAGCAGCAACACCCUUGCUGUGCACAGUGAUUUCUCUGAAGGCGGGCAGCAGCGUGCACGCACGCUCUCACGCAGAGCGUCCAAACUCUUUCGCUCCCCGUCAUCAUGGCUGCGCCUGUCCGAGAAGCGUGCACAGCUGGAGCUGGCAGUAACACAGCAGCAGCAGCAGCAGCAGCAGCAGCAGCAGCAGCAGUGGGCAGGUGGGUCUGAUGGCAGUGUGCAAGUGCGCGGACCUGAGCGAACUGAGCGACAGAGUGCAGCUUCGUCCACGGAACAAGCGUCCCUUUCUGGCUCGCUCAACAAGGCGUUUCGCUUGCACCUACGCGAGCCCUUGUGCCAAGUGGGAACACCAUCACAGUACUUCCUCGCACCGGCAUCUGCAAGCAGCUGUGACCUCCAGUUACAGGCGCCCACGUUUGCGCGCGUGUACCUGGAGACAUCUGUAAUGCCCCACCGUCACAGCAGCAGCAAUUCUCGGACAUCUCACAUCAUCAUGAUCACCAGCAGCACUACGAUGCACGCCAUCGCACACACCCUCCUGCAGUUGUCUCAGAGCAGCAGUGAGAGCCACGUGGGUGUACAUGAACUGUCCCUCGUGCACGCAGACGAUGCCGUGUGCACACGUGCGUUUGACCAGAAGCCCAUGCCGGAGGAGGCCAGUGAUCAGAACAGCGACACUGCCGUUGAGCCGUAUGUGCUGUUUCCGCAUGGCCUGCGGCGCGUGACAUACAGGACACACAUGCAAGUGGACGUGAACGAGAACACACAGGUGUUCUUUGUGUUUGCUGAAGUGAAGGCGCACGAAGAGGACACAGAAAGUCAGCGCAACGCUGCUGCACGCCUCGUCGCCCAAGUCAAGGAAGCGAGAGCAUCGCAACAGGCCUCACAAGAAUCCUCGCCACAACAGCAGCAGCAGCAGCAGCAAAUGGAGGAAGAGCAAACAGCCGUCGCAGCCCCUGACCCGAGCCAGAACGGUAAUGAUGACGACGCUGAUGGUGAUGACGAUGCCAAUGACGACUCAGCAGCGUCGAGCCCUGCGGAUUUGAGCAAGGAGAGCAGGGGACUGUCGACACGUAAGCGCAUGCUGAAAGGGCUGAAACGUCUGGCGAUGCCGUGGUCACGCAACAAGCCUGCAGGCGGCAAAAUGCGACGGCGCAAGGGGUCGGCCCAAGCGCUGUUUAUGGUGGUCACACCCACGCAUUUGCUGUUCGUUGAGCCGGAACAAGCAGAGGCGCAGGUGUGUGUGCCGCUGUCGGAACUGGCUGGCCUGCGUGGCUCUGUGGAUGCCGGCAACAUGGACCUGACGUGUGCCACGCACACCAUCAGGCUGAGGCCGACUGGCGAAGCGCAGUGGAUGCUGCUGUGCAACACGCUGUCGCAGCACACCACCUGCUCUCCCCUUCACACGCCGUCUGUGCAGUCGAGCAAAGGCAGCCGGGGCCGCCGCCGCCGCCGCCGCCGCAACAACACCAGCGCAAGCAGCGGGGUGACCAUUAGCAGUCGCUGUGACAGCACGCAUCACCUGCCCAGCUUUGACGGGGAUGGUGACUCUGUGCGUUCGCACCGCGGCAGUGGCCAGCGCAGUGGCGGGUCGUCUGUGUCCGCAGACACGCGCGUGUGCGUGUCCAAGUCGUCGUCACUACGAUUGCAGUCGGGUGGCUCGCGUGCGCACAUGCGUCUUCGCAGAGCAACAGCGCUCAGCAGUCUGAGCAUUGACAGCACACAGGCGGGCGCGAGGGGCACCAGCGGGGCAGAUGGCACAUGCAGCGACGCCGAACGACACGAUCGCGGCCAUGCCUACAACUACGAUGGUGAUGAUGAUGGUGUGGUGAACAGUGAGGCAACCCACAGUGGCAGCAGUAGCAGCAUGCUCCACGCCACCAUCAUGCAGCACGCGCGUGGCCGGGGGCAGCUGUCACGGAUGACGAGUGGCGCCAGUGUCAUCAGCUCUGCGUUUGCGAGCAAGUCCUCCCGCCCCGGAUCCAGCCUUGCCUCGCGGCCAAGCUCAAGCCGCCGUCCGCACCACACGUGGUUGUGCGGUGCAGGCAGCAGCAGCAACAGCAGCGAUUUUCUUGCUGGUGGCAUUGAGUGUGGCGGUGCAGGGUCGCGAACAAGCAGCGUCGUUACCAACAGUGCAAACCAGGGUAGCACCUCCUCCCUUGCCCUGUCGUGGUCCCGUGCAUCGUCAGCGCGUGGUCGGCGCCCACGCAGCAGGCAGUUGUCGCGUCAAGGCAGCUGCAUGGAUGAUUAUGACAACCUCAUGCCUGUAACCGCCCAUCCCACUGGCACGAUGUUCACGACCGCGCCGGAGGAGCUGUGCCACGAGGCGAUGGUCGAGCUUGAUCGGAAGCAGAUGGCAACCAGCGACCACCAACGCAGCAGCGCACAUGUCAGUGCCAGCGCCAGCAAGACUUUCCGUGGUGUUGGCGGUGGCGUUGAUGGUGAUGAUGAUGAUGAUGAUGAUGAUCGAUUGGAUGACGACACGCGUCGACGCAUGCGGCUGCUGCUCGGCGAUGGGGAGGGCGGUGUGCGGGACCCAGAUGGCAUCUUUGAUUCGGAUGGCGAUGACACCGACGAUGACAGCAUCAAUCUCUCUAGUGGUGGUGUUGGUUGUCGCCGUGCCCGUGGCGGCAGCGUUGGCGUUGGCUUUGGCGUUGGCGACGGUGAUGGUGGUGACAGCCUCAACACGACUGUGGAUGGCAACGAUGAUACGGCUCAGCUUGAAGACAUCACACCAACGCCAACCGCCAUCUAUUGCCCGCGCGGAUCUGACGCUGACAGCGUGGUCACGCUGCGUGAUGGUGACGGCGACGACGGUCGUUGCGCUGGCCAAGGGCACGCAUGGCGUGACAUGGGUGAACAGCAAGGGCAACGGGAGCGGCAGAGUCGGCGGAUGAGCCGUGGCCGUAACAGCUGCAUGGCGCGUUCCGUACCAGAGACACGCCGUCGCCGCCACAUGGACUUUGAUGAUGGUCAUGAUGUUGAUGAUGUUGAUGAUCGUGAUCAUGAUGAUGACGCCAGGAGCAAUGGCCUGCGUGGCGCUGAACGGCAGCUUGGACGCCAGUCUGACCACUUGAGUGUGUAUGACAACAUUGUCAAGGAUGAUGACACGGGUUCAAACAGUGCUGUCGCCCGUGGUCGCCACAACAGUCGCCAGCAUCACCUCCUUCUCCAACAACCACAGCAACAGCAACAGCACCACCUAUGCCCUGAUGCCCUUGGCGCGUCAGUCACGUCUCGCCCAAAGUCUGCGCCUGCACCUGGCCGCCGCCGUCGCCGCAACAACACCGUCUCAUACCAUCCCAGCCGCUUUGCUGUGUCGCUCGCCACCAUCGUCGAGUCGCCACGCACCAGCCUGGAUCUCUCACCAUCAUACCACGCUGCGGUGUGUGCGGACACCACAGCUGUGUCUGUCACUGUUGAGAAUGUGACCGCGGCCUCGCCCGUGACUGCGGAUGCCUGCGAGCAAUUGCUGUCACCACAUCAUCAGCAGCACAUGCCACAUCACGGUGCAGCGCGGCUGCUGAGGAAAACGCUGGGUGGUGGUGAAUGUUUGGGCCGGCUCAGCCGUCCACACACAGCACUUGCAAGUGUGCGCACGCCAGAAACACACGCUCGCACGAGCCCUGAUGUGACGCUGCAAGUCAACGAUGCCUCCAAGAGCGGUGACCGUGAUGGCGAUGGGGAGGGUGAGCGCGGUGGAAUGCGUCGUGUUGACAGCAGUGCUCGGCGUCUGCUGCAUGGUGGCAGCUCGCGCCUGCUGCUGUGCAACGGCAUUGUCAUUGAGGAAGAAGACGUGGAUGUUGGUGACGAUGACAGUGCUGGUGAUGGCGGUGGUGGUGUCGGUGACGUGUGUGAAACCGACAACACCACGAGCAGCAUUGCUGUGCCUUGCGUGACGUUUGGCAGUGAUGAUGGCGAUGACGUUGAUGAAGGCGAGGAGUACCAGGAAGAAGAGGACCACUUUCCCCUGCCAGAGGGCGGUGGUGUUGUCGCACUGGAUGACUUCUCUGAUAGCGACGACGAUGAUGACGAUGAUGGUGUUGCUGUUGGCGUUGAUGGCGAUGGCAUCAGCCGUGGUGGCGCUAAGAUGGGGGCUGAGCCUCCAACCAAAGCCAGCAGCUGUGGUGACAAUGACAGUGGAAGCGCUCAUCGUGACACCACGUGCAACACAGUCACUGCAACAGAUGAAGUGGGGACCAAGUCUGCUGGCACGGGCAACACGGAAUGUGCCCGCAGUCCUACCGUCGUCAGCAACAAGGACGCCACGGCAGAUACACCAGCAUCGCUGGCCAAUACGCCAGUUGACUGCACAAAGCAGCUCUGUGUGGCGUCGUCAGCACACACAGCAAUCCGGCCUGGCACAGCGCCCACACGGCCCUGCGCUGCCGCUGGUGAACGCACACGUGACGACAACACCAAUGGUGGUGAUGGUCGUGGCAGUGACCGUGAUGGUGUUGCAAAGCUGCUUGGGCGGCGGUGUUCGUAUGAUGACGCCGUCACCCCCGUCGUUUCCCAGCUCAUGGAACAGCACAUGUUGCGAGCAGCUGCAACGGGUGAUGUCGCCCACGUUGAUGCUGGAGAUGGUUGCGAUGACGACGAGGAGGAUGGGAACGAGCAGGGAUGCUGCUACAGCCACUCCAGCAGUGACUACACCGCGUACACGUGCUCCUGCACCACUGAUGGCAGUGUGUGUGCACGGGGCAACAGCAUUCAGCCACCGUCCAUCGACGAAGACGAUGUUGUGAUGAUGGGUGAUGGCGGUGAGUCGGCUGAGCAGUAUGAGCGCAUCAAGUUUGGACAGGAGUUGACAGACGCCGUGGCUGCGGAGCUGGCAAAGGAAGCGGAAAAACAUUCCUCUGGUGAAAAUGCUGAUGGCAGCACAACGUCACGCCCGUACGACCUCGUCAUUUUCCAAGCCAAGGAAACCAUUCGCGCGCUGCAUGCACGGCGUCGGAUGACACACCCACAAGUGCGACUGCUGCGCUUGGCUGAAACCAUCAUGCGUGAGGCAGCCACCAACAACAUGCUGCACUUGAGCAACACCGACGCUGGCGACGGCGAUGGCCCUGAUAGUGUUCACGUCAACGCUGCAAAGGGGGACGCACUGAUGUCACGCCGGCACGCAGCAUCCCGCAAGCACCACGCUGCUCUGCCGCCACCGCCGCCGCCAAACUGUGUGCGGUCGUCGGAUGAGCGAAUGGCGGCGCUCGCGCGGGUGUGGAACGCGGCUGACAUGCAGGCAAUGCGCGCAACCAUUGCGGCAGCUGCAUCUGCCCGCAACUCUCGCCCGGCAUCGCUUUACGAGGCCAACAGCACGCUUGGCUCGACGAUGUCAAUGCCUCAGGAAGGGCACGCUCUUUGCACCCGGUGCAGCAGCGGCAACGGCCAUGCCAGUUGCAUGCAGGCGGGUUUGGAUGAAUCCGUGCAUGCACACUCUCACCACAGCGUCAAUGAGGACAACGAAGACAAUGACCACACCAACGAGCGGCACGAUGAGCAAAUGAACGGUGCUGCGGUAUUGGACCGCCGUCACCAAUCUUACGGGAGGCACCAGCAGUCUGCAACGACAGCACCAGCAACAACAGGCACCACGCCAACUGCAAAAACAACAGCAAGUCCGUCUUCGCCAACAGAAGCAACCGUGAGAAGCGUUCGCACGACAUCAAGUGGUGCAUCUCGCAAGGCGUUCAGCCCCGCGUCGUCAUCGCCAUCGGAGACGAACUCCAGAUUUGCGUUUGCGCAACUGAUGCGAACGCAACGCACGUCCAUGUCAUCCCCCGUGCUCGCCGUGCCUGGCAGUGCUUCCGGUCAUCACAUCAGCAGCAGUCGUGGUGGCGAUGAUGGCGACGGUCAUGGUGAUGGUGUGUUGAUGGAAGCAGUGAUGCUGAGGUCUGGCUCGUCCAUGGCUGACACGCUGUGCAGCUGCAGCUGUGGCGGCGGCCCCCGUGUGCCGAGUGCCACUAGUGGCUGCGGUGAUCUGAGCAGCACUUGUCAUGACAGCCACAGGGCGUGCACAAGCAGUGGCCACAACGGUAGUAGCAGCAGCAGCAGCGUUAUGGAUGAUGGCAACGCACGUGCAACAUGUGGGCAAGCAAGUGACAUCACCACACACAGGGGAUCCUCCAAGGCCGUUAGCACCGUCGAUUGCAACGACUGCAACAACCAUGAUGACUGCGCAAUUGACACGGACAGUGGACAGGCUGAGUCAUGGAGCGUGCCGAGUGAUGCCGCUGCCGCGCACACGCAGGCGGCCGUGGUGCAGCACUUGCACAUUGCACGUGGUCGCUUGCACGGCACCUUUGCAACGCCGCCGCAGCUGCUUGUUCGCUGCUCGUCACUGCCUGCAUCGCUUCGCUCCACGCCUGCUGCGAGCAGGGCCGCGUCCACCACGCGCACGAACAACGCACCAGCAGCAGCAACAGCAACAGCGGCAGCGGCCCGGGCAAUGGCCAGGCCGCCAACACCUCUUUCCAGUAUGACAGCGGCGUCAGCAGUGCGAUCAGGCCAAAGCGUGCGGAGCAUGCGACCAAAGCAGCAGCGAUCCUCGCUGGCAUCUGUUGCGUCUGCGACGUCCAUUUGCUCCAUGCGCAGCCACGAUAUUGGUGACAGCAGCAGCGUGGCUGCAAAUGGGAGACUUGCGGUUGUACCAGAACAACAGAGACGCACGCUGAUGUCGUCUGCAGCGAUGCACAAGACGGCGUCUGCUCUGUCUGUGUCUGCAAUGAACAGACUCACGCAGUGUCGCGCACGCUCAACGCCACCCACGUCUGCGGCCCUGGAUGCCAUGAACAUCAUGGGGAACGUGAACAGGACCAGCAACAGAAGCAGUGUGUACAGCAACGUCUGUGACAGCGACGACAACAGCGUGCAUGGUGUCGGUCUGGUUGGCGCAGGAUGCAGAUGGGACGAUGACCGCACUGCAUCGGAAGAACCACGGCUGCCGCUGCAUGGUGUGAGGACACACGUGCGACCAAACACCGCCGAUGUCAGCAAUGUUGGUGUUCGCCGACACCGGCUCGACAGCAUUGGCAGCAUUGACAGUAACGGCAGCACUCGUGGUGGUGGUGAUGGUGGUGGCAUGCUCGUGCUGAUGCGAACACGUGCGCGACAGCGCAGACCGCGCGUGAGCAACGUGUGA
Messenger RNA from Salpingoeca rosetta, 12891 nucleotides. RefSeq lists its product as uncharacterized. The transcript has 29 exons. The record is from RefSeq and is a predicted model, not a curated record. Gene Ontology annotation, molecular function: phosphatidylinositol-4,5-bisphosphate phospholipase C activity. Gene Ontology annotation, biological process: lipid metabolic process; phosphatidylinositol-mediated signaling. Lineage: Eukaryota; Choanoflagellata; Craspedida; Salpingoecidae. Bases 247 to 12891 code for a protein of 4214 amino acids.